AUGUGUCUACUCACAGAUUUCUCCAUCAAGGCCAAUCAACCUGUACCACUGUCUCAGAAGACCUUGGCUCAGUUCAUUUAACCCUUGGCCACAGAACCAGGAGCCUCUGGGCCCCCAAGUUGGCGUGCUGUCUCUAUCUCUACUCGUCUCAGUUCCAAAGACCAGGCCCACCAUAGGCCACUGCACCUCAGGGGUGUGACUGGCCCCUCAUCUGAGUCAUCUUUCCUGAGCCCCAACGUGAACAAUUCUCACGUUUUCAUUGGCAAGCGGUUCUUAUUCGAGGGCUGGCAGCAGGGAGGUAGAGUGAGAUUUUCUGGAUUGUACCUCCAGCAACCCAUCCAGGAGAUCAAUCUAGAGAACAUAUACAAAAGGGGCCAAGAACCAGGGAGCCACUUCAGUGCCAGCAGAACUCAGCAGACCAUAAAUGCUACAUUGGACAGUUAUUUGGAUGGUACUGUAUGUUACAGUCCUAACAGAAUUAGCCAGCUCUAUCAGAUGUUGACUGAUCACAUCAGUAAGUUAAAAGAUGUAAACCCACCUCGAUAUAAUUUGUGUCAGGUAGUGGUUGGGCAAAAUGGUAAACAAUGUAUAAGGGUUUUAAGCUGCAGCCUUAUCAACACUGACAGCUACGCGUCUGCUGUUUACCAAAACCACUCAGUAUUUGCUGUGGCUAUAGUAGUGUUUAUUGCUCAGUCACAAAAUGAAGAAAACAAACAAAUAGUGCACCAUAGUUCAAAGAGGCCAGCCGAUGGCCAAGGACAGGAGAUCUUCCGCUGA
This is a messenger RNA of Xyrauchen texanus (razorback sucker), 777 nucleotides long. RefSeq lists its product as uncharacterized. Gene Ontology annotation, molecular function: dynein intermediate chain binding. The record is from RefSeq and is a predicted model, not a curated record. Gene Ontology annotation, cellular component: cytoplasm; cytoplasmic dynein complex. Lineage: Eukaryota; Metazoa; Chordata; Actinopteri; Cypriniformes; Catostomidae. Gene Ontology annotation, biological process: microtubule-based movement.